Messenger RNA from Yamadazyma tenuis ATCC 10573, 909 nucleotides. Lineage: Eukaryota; Fungi; Ascomycota; Pichiomycetes; Serinales; Debaryomycetaceae. The record is from RefSeq and is a predicted model, not a curated record.
AUGUCUUUUAAUAACUUCAGUGAAGACCUUGAAGCUGGGGGUGCGGAUGCACACUCUCUACACUACAAAGACUUCCCCGAAUUUGAAACCUCUAGUCAGCAAAUCGAGUCGUUGUUGUUUAAUAUCAAUAACAAUCAGUUGACUUCACUCAAAAAUCUCAAUUCACAAUAUGACACUUUACUCAGAGAACCCCCUGAUUCCACUAAACCACUCAAGCUCAACAAGCUUUCUUACACAAUCACAGCACUCACCGAGAAGAUCACCAAGAACUAUAAGAUCGUCAAUGAGUUGACCCAAAAAAUUAAUUCUUACUUGAAUGAGUGUGAGAAUAACCAUGAUGACGAAGACACUCUUGUAUAUUUGCGGCAAAAGGAGUCACUAGUCAUCAAGCAGAUAAAGAGCAGUUUGAAGAACUAUCAAACGCACCAAAAGAAGUACGAGUCUCUACAACAAAAGACCAUCGACAAGUAUGGAAAGGUAACAGACUCGGUACCUUCUGAAGAGCUAGACCUGGGGGUGUACUCUUCAGGAACCAAUGAUCAUAUAGGCAACGGUACCGUCUCAGGAGGACAAGUGCUGAUAGAAUAUGAGCCAGUGAAUGCUGAGGAGUUGGAACAGCAGACAUUGCUUAUUCAAGAACGAGAGAGAGAAAUCGAGCAGAUAGGCCAGGAUAUCACAUACAUUAACGAGAUCUAUGGAAACCUAGAGGAUAUAGUGCAUGAACAACAGUUUACCAUCGACACCAUCGAGGAUAAUAUCUUGAAGUAUAGUGAUGAUGUACAAGGAGCGUCUGUUGAAUUGAGAAGAGCCGAGAGAUACCAAAGAAGAUCCAGUGGACGAAUGCUAUGCUGUUUGUUUAUUCUAUUGGGGAUCUUGGGAUUCAUAAUCCUCAUUGGUCUUCUCUUUUAG